AUGUCCGCCACCCAGCCAACCGAGCUGAAGACCAUCUGCGUCUUCUGCGGCUCCCGCCCAGGCACCCACCCCGCCUACAUAGCCGACGCCAAAGCCUUAGGCGCCCUCAUGGUUGCCGAGGGGAUUGGAUUGGUGUAUGGGGGUGGGAACAUGGGAUUGAUGGGGACGGUUGCGCGAGCGGUGCAUGAGGCCGGAGGGAAGGUGCUGGGGUUUAUGCCAAGGGCGUUGACGGGGGUGGAGGGGAUGGCUGCUAUCGGUGAGAUCACCGUCGUCAACGACAUGCAUACCCGCAAACGGCUGAUGGCCGCGCACUCGUCCGCCUUCAUCGCGCUCCCGGGCGGCUACGGCACGUUUGAGGAACUGUUUGAGGUCAUCACGUGGUUGCAGCUCGGGAUCCACGGCAAGCCUGUUGGGGUCGUCAACACGAACGGGUACUAUGAUCCGCUGGUGGCGAUGAUUUCUGGCGCGGUGAGGGAGGGGUUUGUGGGGGAGAGGGCGAGGGGGUUGGUUGUUGUCGGGGACACGGUUGGGGAGGUGCUCAAGGCGUUGAGAGGUACGUUGUUUGGCGGGAGGAGGGUGUUAAGGGUGUGGUGGGAAAUGACUGACUUGUUUGUUGGGGAUGCAGAAUUCAAGAUCCCGGAAGGCGCGACGUACCCGUUGGAUUGGACUGUGCCGGAUGCGGAGCAUAAGGAGGAUCUCAUCUGA
Molecule: messenger RNA, 705 nt
Organism: Fimicolochytrium jonesii
Lineage: Eukaryota; Fungi; Chytridiomycota; Chytridiomycetes; Spizellomycetales; Powellomycetaceae
Product: lysine decarboxylase-like protein
Exons: 3
Coding region: 1-705 (234 amino acids)
Biological process (GO): cytokinin biosynthetic process
Cellular component (GO): cytosol
Molecular function (GO): hydrolase activity, hydrolyzing N-glycosyl compounds
Source: RefSeq, a predicted model, not a curated record